Molecule: messenger RNA, 1714 nt
Organism: Etheostoma cragini (Arkansas darter)
Lineage: Eukaryota; Metazoa; Chordata; Actinopteri; Perciformes; Percidae
Gene: usp12a
Product: ubiquitin specific peptidase 12a
Exons: 9
Coding region: 72-1430 (452 amino acids)
Biological process (GO): protein deubiquitination
Cellular component (GO): nucleus; cytosol
Molecular function (GO): cysteine-type deubiquitinase activity; cysteine-type endopeptidase activity
Source: RefSeq, a predicted model, not a curated record
UUGAUGAUAUAGUAUCUUUAUCAGUGAUUUUGACAUUAUUUGAUUUGACUUCGAUAACUAAGAGUGUCCGAAUGUGUGACACGCAUAUACCAAAACGAAGCGAUCAGCUGGACCGACCAUUAUCGUGUUUGGGCCCGUCAUUAAGUGAAGGCGGAAACAACAAGCAGUGCAUUAUCUUGUUUUGCGUUUUCGUGAGCGGUUGGACCUUUCGUCUCGAGCUCAGCAGCAGUAUAAUCGCCUGCCUUUCCUCACGAGGGAAGCCAGCCCAGUCUUGUCAGCGCGCGGCGGUGGUUGAAGAUGGCGCUAGCCGAAUGGAAAUCCUAAUGACAGUUUCCAAAUUUGCCUCUUUUUGUACCAUGGGCGCCAAUGCCUCUGCUCUGGAGAAAGAGAUUGGAUCUGAGCAGUUUCCGGUCAAUGAGCACUACUUUGGCCUGGUCAAUUUUGGAAACACCUGCUACUGCAACUCGGUGUUGCAGGCUCUAUACUUCUGCCGGCCGUUUCGGGAGAAGAUCUUGGCGUACCGCAGUCAGCCUCGGCGAAAGGAGAACCUGCUCACCUGCCUGGCCGACCUGUUUCACAGUAUUGCCAAUCAGAAGAGAAAAGUGGGCGUCAUACCACCCAAGAAGUUCAUCACACGGCUUCGCAAAGAGAAUGAGCUGUUUGACAAUUACAUGCAGCAGGAUGCCCAUGAGUUUCUGAACUAUCUGCUCAACACCAUCGCUGAUCUGCUUCAGGAGGAGAGGAAGCAGGACAAGACCAACGGGCGCCUUGCCAAUGGCACAUUGGACUCUCAGAACAACAACAGCAAUGCCACGCCCGCUCCCACCUGGGUCCAUGAGAUUUUCCAAGGCACUCUGACCAAUGAGACACGCUGCCUCACCUGUGAAACGAUAAGCAGCAAAGAUGAGGACUUUCUGGACCUUUCUGUGGAUGUAGAACAGAAUACCUCCAUCACACACUGCCUCAGAGGUUUCAGUAACACAGAGACACUGUGCAGUGAGUACAAAUACUACUGUGAAGAAUGUAGAAGCAAGCAGGAGGCACACAAGAGGAUGCGUGUUAAGAAGCUGCCAAUGAUCUUGGCUUUGCACCUGAAGCGCUUUAAGUACAUGGAGCAGCUGCAGCGCUACACCAAGCUGUCCUAUCGCGUUGUCUUCCCUCUGGAGCUCCGCCUCUUCAACACCUCCGGGGACGCCACCAAUCCUGAGCGGCUCUACGACCUGGUUGCCGUGGUGGUGCAUUGUGGGAGUGGUCCAAACAGGGGUCACUACAUUGCCAUUGUGAAAAGUCACGACUUCUGGUUGCUGUUUGAUGAUGAUAUUGUAGAGAAAAUUGAUGCACAGGCAAUAGAAGAAUUCUACGGUCUCACUUCUGAAAUCUCCAAGAACUCUGAGUCGGGCUACAUCCUCUUUUACCAGUCCAGAGACUAAAUGUGGUGUGGAGUGUUUCGCCACAGCAACCAGGAGUGCUCUGUUCCCUCUUAAUGAGGAACAGUGGACCAUAAACGCACCAUAGCAGUCCGCGUAGUGUCCCACCUGCCGGCACAGCUGUAUUUCAUACUUCAGCACUGCAGCUCAGCCGUGGAAUUUCCCCGUACUUACCAGCUGUCCCUCCUUGACCCCACCAUCCCCUUCUCUCUGACUGGAUGCUGCUGCUGCUGUCGGGACAGUUAGACGAUGACGAAUGAAAAUUGUGUCAAGAUUGUUUUUAAAAA